CUAAUUAAUCGGAUCUCAUUCGAAACAAUCAAAAAGUCAGCACGCGCUUCGAUCCAACACAAGAUGGCGCAGUGUCUGCACACACCUCCUCUCUCAUUCCUCAUAUGGACAGUCAGAGAUUCGUUGAAGUUGAUUGGAGUCAAUCCCAAGAAAGUGAUAAACCCGUUACUUCAAUCCCCUCAACUGCGAAAGCGAACGCAAAAGUGCAAUAAUUUCUCUACUUUAUUUUUACGACGAAAAUAUUGCAGUCUCCCUGAAACUCAUCUCGACAAACUGAAAUCUCAAGCCCUUACAUGUGGUGUCGAGUUUUUGUGACUGUCCAGAGGGUUCAGAGUCUACCGAGAACACCAAAAAAACGUCAUUACCGUCUACCUACCGGUAUUUCCAGACUUGUGUCUCCGAGGUGCUAUCGACGCUCUUGAAAUUGGGACGAUGAACCUCUUGUGAUCUCAUGGAGCAUGUGCUCUACUACACAAGUGCAAUUUUCAUUAUCGAUGGGGUGUUAAUAACACUGCGUCAAUGAACGGAGAUGAUUCCUCGAGACGUUCUGUGAAUUUUUCGUGAUAAAUACUUUCUGUGGUGAUUUUGGAGUUGUAAAUAAUACGUGCGUCAACAGCUGAAGAUAAUAUGGGAUUCGAUGUGAAUAGAUUCCAGGGGGAAGUUGAUGAGGAACUCAUCUGUCCAAUUUGCUCUGGAGUGCUCGAAGAUCCUGUACAGAUGAGUGAUGUGUUGCAGGCUCAGGUAUGUGAGCACGCAUUCUGCCGACUGUGCAUCAACGAGUGGAUCAAUCGUCAGCCCACGUGUCCCCUCGACAGAACCCCAAUAACAUCGGCCCAACUGCGACCAGUGCCCCGAAUACUGCGUAAUCUCCUGGCACGGCUCUGCAUCAACUGUGAUAACAUGAGGUACGGUUGCCAAGCGGUAAUCAAACUCGACAGUCUGGUCAGUCACCUGGACGAGUGUGAGUUCAAUCCGAAGAGGCCGGUGCCAUGCGAGCAGGGCUGCAACCUCAUAAUCCCGAAGGACGAGUUGAAGGAUCACAACUGCGUGAGGGAGCUGAGGAGUUUGAUACAGUCGCAGCAUCAGAAGCUCAGUGAUAUGAAGAGGGAGCUCGGGGAGCAGCAGUUUCAGAUCAAUGAGCAGAGGAGGGAGAUCAAUUUGUUGAAGGAUUUUAUGCGCGCCAUGAGGGUCUCCAAUCCAGCCAUGAGGGCUAUUGCUGAUCAGAUGGAGAGGGAUGAGGUUGUCAGAUGGUCCUCGACACUUCCCAGGGCUAGGGUCACCAGGUGGGGGGGCAUGAUAUCCACACCUGAUGAAUUGUUACAGACGAUGAUCAAGAGAACGUUAUCAGAGUACAACUGCCCUCCCCACGUUAUCGACGAGCUGAUGGAGAACUGUCACGAGAGGAAAUGGCCACCAGGCUUGAAUUCCCUCGAAACACGACAGAAUUCACGAAGACAGUACGAGAAUUACGUUUGCAAACGUGUGCCUGGUAAACAAGCAGUCCUUGUACUCUACUGCGACAAUGCCCACAUGCCUGAGGAUAUGAUGGUGGAGCCCGGGCUCGUUAUGAUUUUUGCCCACGGUAUUGAGUGAAAAAUGGGCACAGAACAUUCGGCAUUUGUAGUCACUACUUCGAGAUACCUGUGAGUUAAAUAUUAUGAAUGGGAAAUUUACAUUGCGGGCAGUAUGAUUUUACAUGCCAUUGGGGGAUGAAACGUAUAGAAAACUCGAGAGAUUCUGUCUAAAAUUUAUUGUUUUUUGUUAAUUUGUUGGGAGAAAUAUUCAGUAGUUUUUUCUUGCGGUUUUCAUAUGAUUAUUCAUAUAAAAUAUGUGAUAGACAAGAUCAAUAGAUUUGGAUUAUGCUAUGGAAAUGUCCAAACUUUAAUUGAAAAUUGGUUUCUUCAUCGCGAAUUUCAAAAUUUGUGAUGAGAAAAAAGAAGAAAAAUGAACAAAAACUCGAGAAAUGCUUAAAAUUGAUUGUUUUUGCCAAUUUGCUAGGAGAAAUAUUUAGUAGUUUUUCCUUGCGGUUUUUACUAGAAAAUUUAAUUCAAAAUUUCUUUCUUUGUUUCAAAUUGCAAAAUUCUACCCAAAGAUUCACAUAGAUGAAAACUGAAUAAAACAAAUUGUAUGAAACAAUCGAAAUUCAUAGAAUUUCCUUAUCGCAUAUAAAAACCGAAUGGCAAAGCUACUGAUUUUCUGUUAAAAAUCUACAAACGAAGAAUAGAAUUUCCUAGGGAUUAUGUCAUGCGUGAAAGCUCGAUCUAUCGCAUGAACGAAAAAUAACGAGAGCCUCAUAUGACGAUGUCGAGACUUUUUGUGUAAAAACGAUAAAAUUCCACACGUUUAAUUAUUUUAAAUAACUAAGACUGUGAUACACUCAACUUUCUAUUGUCACAAUGAUAAUUACUUGCGACGAGUAAUACAAUGUACACGCCAGUUUUAAAAUCAACGUUGAGAAGAGAUAAUCGUGAUUAAUUUCUCUGGAACUAAUGUUCUUUACGUCUCUCGGUAUUUACAUGUUUUUUAAUGAUUAUUCGGCUGUACUUGCUGUGUCAUUACUUGCGCUUAACUCGAUAUUAGUUCGUAAGGUUUUAAUACUUACAGUAUGAUUUCUGGCCCUCUCCUUAAAUUCAGUGUCCUCCAUUUUUGGAUCACCCCAGAAUGUUGUGUUUUUAUAAUGUAAUUUACUUUUUUUUAAAUACAAAAUAAUAAAAGAGAGAUGAAUGAGUUGAAA
Diachasma alloeum is the source of this 2734-nucleotide messenger RNA. RefSeq names its product E3 ubiquitin-protein ligase NRDP1 (gene elgi). The coding region runs from base 628 to 1593 and encodes 321 amino acids. Gene Ontology annotation, cellular component: plasma membrane signaling receptor complex. NCBI's taxonomy places the organism in Eukaryota, Metazoa, Arthropoda, Insecta, Hymenoptera, Braconidae. The record is from RefSeq and is a predicted model, not a curated record. The transcript is spliced from 3 exons. Gene Ontology annotation, molecular function: ubiquitin protein ligase activity; metal ion binding. Gene Ontology annotation, biological process: regulation of canonical NF-kappaB signal transduction; positive regulation of JNK cascade; tumor necrosis factor-mediated signaling pathway.